AUGAGGAUCAGGAAGCCUUUUGCAGCUGCCUUUGUGGUAUUGCUGUUCAUAGCAGCCUCAUUAGGCCUUGCUCCGAACCGCCUACCCCAAUACAAGCAAAGUGACAAGGUCUUGCACUUUGUUACCUUCUUCUUGAUCACCCUUUGCUUCUACUGGAUCAUCGAAACCAACCGUCGCCGUGUCAUCCACUUUACCCUCGUGGCCUGUACCGUUGCUCUAAGCAUUGGUUCCGAGAUCAAUGGCCGUGAUUUCGACCCAUACGACAUUCUUGCAAAUGUUGUUGGCUCGCUGCUUGCCUUGCUGGCCUGCAGCUGGUAUCACAAACGUAUGCUGGAGAGACGCCGCGCUGCUAGAAACUACACAGUGGUGCCUGGCGAGGACCAAGACAUUGAGCUGGGAGAGAGCACUGCUGGCCAGGAAACUGGCGUCAUGUCUAGCUCCGAGCCACCAAAUGUUACUGAAGAGUUGGACAAUUGGGAUGAGAAUGCCGAAGACUGGGAC
Molecule: messenger RNA, 501 nt
Organism: Aureobasidium melanogenum CBS 110374
Lineage: Eukaryota; Fungi; Ascomycota; Dothideomycetes; Dothideales; Saccotheciaceae
Exons: 4
Source: RefSeq, a predicted model, not a curated record